This is a messenger RNA of Penaeus monodon (black tiger shrimp), 1123 nucleotides long. RefSeq names its product keratin, type I cytoskeletal 9-like. Lineage: Eukaryota; Metazoa; Arthropoda; Malacostraca; Decapoda; Penaeidae. The transcript is spliced from 4 exons. The record is from RefSeq and is a predicted model, not a curated record. The coding region runs from base 25 to 987 and encodes 320 amino acids.
GUUUGAGCAUCAAAAUAACUCAACAUGUUGCGUGGAAUCUUCGUCCUGGCGCUGGUGUUCGCGGCUGGAGUGUCUUACUCCGAACAGGCGAAGCUAGGAAAGAAGGUCGAAGACGAGCCAGCUAACGAGGAGGCCGCUGUAGACACACCGCUGGUUCUUUUUGAGGAACCAGAGAGCGAGGACGGCGAAGCUUCCUCGUCCGCAAGGUCCAAGCGCUCUCUCCUCGGCUCCUAUUCCUCAGGCCACAGUCACCAUGAGUUGCAUUCGGGGAGUCCCAGCUUCACUUCUCCAAUCACUGUCUCCGGAGGCAACGGCGCUUCCUUCUCCAGCUUCCAGGGAUUCGGAUCCUCGGGUAACGGUCUGGGUUCAUCGCUGGCAGGAUCCAGUGGCGGCUUGUCAUCUGGGUUCCAAGACUUUGGAAGUUCCCUCGGCUCAGGAUUUGGUUCGUCCCAAGGAUUCGGUGGGUCUUCUGGGAGCUUUGGAAGUUCAGGAUUUGGAAGUUCAGGAUUUGGCAGUUCCGGCAGCUUUGGCGCCUCAGGAUUCGGCGGCUCGGUCCAACCAGGAAUCCUUGUGGGAGCAGGAAGACUAGUAGGCUUCAGUGGAGCAGGAAGUUCCUUUGGAUCCGGAGCAGUGGGCGUGGGUUCCUCAUUCGGUUCGGGAAGUUCUUUGGGCUCUGGCUCAGUAGGAUUCGGCUCUUCAUUCCAGAAUGGGAAUGGCGCAGGGUUCGGCUCUUCAUUCCAGAAUGGGAAUGGCGCAGGAUUCGGCUCUUCGUUCCAGAACGGGAAUGGCGCAGGAUUCGGCUCUUCAUUCCAGAAUGGGAAUGGCGCAGGAUUCGGUUCUUCGUUCCAAUCAGGAAAUGGCGCAGGUUUCGGAUCUUCACUCAUUUCCGGAAGCUCCGUGGGAUCUGGAGGCUUCUCAGGCUUUUCAGGAUCCGGACUGAGCUCUUCCAACGGAGGAGUCGGCGGCUCUUACCUUCCACCCCUCUAAGCUAACAUCAAGCAGCGAAAUAUUAACGGAUCGAUCAGACCAGCCCACGCAGGACGGCAACUCCACGUCCUUCACAAAAAAUAUCAUCCAUCUAAUGUAUAACUGACCCUCAGCACAUAAAAUUCUUUACAUCUCC